Molecule: messenger RNA, 1830 nt
Organism: Corythoichthys intestinalis (scribbled pipefish)
Lineage: Eukaryota; Metazoa; Chordata; Actinopteri; Syngnathiformes; Syngnathidae
Gene: gbp
Product: glycogen synthase kinase binding protein
Exons: 1
Coding region: 93-614 (173 amino acids)
Cellular component (GO): cytoplasm
Source: RefSeq, a predicted model, not a curated record
CGGCGUGGCGAGAGCGAGGACCGAGGAGCGGCGUGAGGAGCGGUUCCUCUCUCAUUCAUCCACCACAACAACAAAAGCAGCGGGCGUACACCAUGCCCUGUCGAAAGGAAAACUACAUUUUCCUGGAGCAGUCCGUCACCGUCGACUCCAAAGAAGUGGACGCCUUGGUGACGAAAAUCGGCGAGGCGCUGCAGCUCCACAACAAUAGCGGCGGCCAUGCGAAGAAGACCGCCUGCCUGCACGGACUCACCGCCGGCGUGGGGAGCGUGGUCACCCCGGCGGCAUUGCUCGGAGGCCCGGCAAGCACGACCACCGCCAACACCAAUGCCAACGGGGCGUCGCUUCCCAAGCGGCAAGGCUGCUGCAUGCGGCUGCGGAACCGCGGAAGCAGCCGGGCGAGCCCUUACCACAUCCCCGGCUCGAGAGACCAGGAAUGGGACCAAAUUAAACCGUGGAACAAAAAACGGCUUCACACCGAUGAGGACGACCCGCAUCGCCUGCUACAAGAGCUCAUCCUAUCGGGUAACCUGAUUAAAGAGGCCGUGAGGCGGCUGCAAUUCUCCGGAGCGGACUGUGGUGACUUCCCUAAGACGGCGGACAACGUGCCAUGCUGACGGGGCUUUAAAGACGCUUCCCCCCUCCCGCCUGACAAGGUUCACCAAACGAAACUCAACAACAUUACCCCCUGAUUAACCCUCAUUCCCCCGGUCCCGAUUUAACCGAACCCCUGGUUCGGUUGCGUCAGCGGUUAGCUUUCCAGUUAGCCGCCCGGCUAAUGAACCGUGUUGUUUAUGUUUGAAAAUCUCCUCGACGGAGGUGCAGGGGUGACCCAAAUGACUCGGACUAAACCGGAAUUAGCUCAUUUCCCCUUCAACAUUACGGCAUACCUCUCAUUUGAAUGAAAUUUCACAUACACGGCUUUUUACGUCGGUAAUUUUGAGGGUAAAAUGGACGCCAUUUUCAAGACGACUCAUUCAGUCCCCACGUACACACGUGUAAACACGUUUUUUUGUUUUCCUCCAUUUUUUUACAUUAAUCUGUCGUCUCGAUUAUUGGCAGGAGUUAAAACUCUUAGCCUCAUUCACCUUCCAUUUCCACGAAGUUCAUCGUGAAGGAGGGUGACUGUGUAAUGUUGUGUUGUGUGUGUGGCCAUUUUGUUUACACUCGGUUAGAGGAGACAGGAAGCAAGUAUGUACCGUUCUUGACUUUUUUUCUAUCUCCCCUAACUUUCCUCGGAGCAGCUACUUUCACACUUCAAACCUCAACUAAAACACAGUCUAUCUCGUUUUUUUUUUCUAAAGCAGUUUUUCUAUAAAACUCGUUUAAAUCCCAAUUGUUCCCCACAUUCUUGCUAGGCUAUUCUGUCCACAUUCCACAAAUGUUAACUGAAGAUUGUUAAAUUGUCCAGGGGUAAUAAAUCUAGGCUGCCUGAAAUUGCUACAAAAAAGUCUGUUGUGGAUGGAAGUCUCUAGGUAUCCACUGAAAGGGGAUCCCAGUGGGCAAAAAUGCAGGAUUGUGGGGGGUUGGGUGGACAUGGGAAAGUAAAGCCAAUUCCCACAGGGCUUACUAUCACUUGGUUGUUUGUUUGCUCGUAAAAAAGUUGACGGUCACGUGACGACACUUUUGUGGUGCUUUUCACCUUUUCCGGAAUUCCCACCAAGGGUUCUGCUGGUUUUUCUUUUCGUUUUUUUAUAUUUGUGCUCCGUGUAAAGAAAAAUGCACAACUGCUUCGUAACGAAGCAUCUUGAUAAUGUUCCUGAAUAUUCAGGGCUUUUUUUGUUUUGGGGUUGUCUUAAUAAACACACUUUGUUUUUCCAAAACUUGUGUUUU